UUGCCGAGCCGGGCCAUGGCGCUGCGACAGGCUCUGGGCCGCGGGCUGCAGCUGGGCCGGGGGCUGCUCCUGCGCUGGGCGCCGCCCCGGCCGCUGCCCGUCGCGCCCCCGCCGGCGGCCCGGCUGCCGCUGCCCGCCCGCUACCGCUUCUUCCGCGAGUCGGUGUCCGGGCUGGCGGGGCGGCUCCGGCGGCAGCUGCUGCUGCGGGGCCCGCGGGCGGCCCGGGGGCUGAGCCUGGCCUGCGGGCUGGGGCUGCUGGAGCAGGGGCUGGAGGAGCAGCGACAGGCCGCCUCCACCUGCCGCCACAUCCAGACCAUAUUUAUCGGAAAGAACAAGCCACUGAAAGAUCCACUGAGCGCUUUCCGCUGGCAAGGCUUCAAGCUAGAAGAGUACCAUAUUGGGCAACCCAUUGGGAAAGGGUGCAGUGCUGCUGUAUAUGAAGCAGCUAUUCCAUUGUCUUCCAACUACCAAAGCAGUGAAGACAGCAAGGCUUUAGAAGGAAAGACUCCAGAUACGCAGUGGGAUCACGGCCCAGAUAUCCAGGCUGCAGAAGCGAAAUCUAUACAAACAAACCAGCAAAGAGCUGCUUUCCCAUUAGCUAUCAAAAUGAUGUGGAACAUUUCGGCUGGUUCUUCAAGUGAAGCUAUCCUCAGCACCAUGAGACAGGAACUCGUUCCGGCGAGUGGUUCUGCCUUAUCUGGGGAAUAUGGAGCUGUUGCUUGCCACAGAAACAGGAGACCUGUCUUUGGGAAGAAGAAGUUGAAACCUCAUCCGAAUAUAAUCCAGGUGAUCCGAGCUUUUACAUCCUCAGUUCCUCUGCUACCUGGAGCAUAUGUGGACUAUCCAGACGUUCUUCCAUUAAGUCUGAACCCCAGUGGGAUCGGUCACAGCCGCACGCUCUUCUUAGUGAUGAAGAAUUAUCCAUGCACCCUGCGCCAGUACUUGAACGAGAGGAAUUCAGAUGCCCACCUCAGCACCUUGAUGAUCUUACAGUUACUGGAAGGCGUGGAUCAUCUUGUUCGACAUGGAAUAGCACACAGAGAUUUAAAAUCUGACAAUAUCCUGGUUGAAUUGGAUUCUGCUGGGUGUCCCUGGCUGGUGAUCACAGACUUUGGUUGCUGUUUGGCAGAUGAAAAUAUUGGCUUGAGAUUGCCUUUCACCAGCUGGUAUGUGGAUCGGGGAGGCAAUGGCUGUCUUAUGGCACCAGAGGUGGUCACAGCAGUACCUGGUCCAGGUGUCCUGAUUGACUAUAGUAAAGCAGAUGCAUGGGCGGUUGGAGCGAUAGCGUAUGAAAUCCUUGGACUGUGUAAUCCUUUCUAUGGCCAAGGAAGGUCCUCUCUGGAAAGCAGAAGCUACCAAGAAGACCAGCUCCCAGCAUUGCCAGAUACUGUGCCCUUCGAUGUGAAGCAGGUGGUAAAGAUGCUACUUCAGCGGGAUCCCAACAAGAGACUGUCUGCUCGAGUUGCAGCUAAUGUGCUUCACUUAAGCCUCUGGGGUGAAAAUAUUCUAGUCCCAAAGAGUCUGAAACUAGAGAAGAUGAUUGGCUGGCUUCUUCACCAAUCUGCAGCCACUUUACUGAUGGAUGGACUGGUGGACAGAAGCAGGGUAGAAACUAAGAUGAAGACGUGCUUUUUGGCAAAUCUGGAAUACGAAGAUCUUUGGGAGGCAGCAUUUUUACUGCUCUCUUGGAGAAACCAUUCUGUCUGAAGGGUACAAUUCUGUGGGUGGGCCUGCAGUAGAUAAAUGGCAUUUACUAAAAGCACUUGGGAAUCUGUCUAAUACUUCUGUCUCUCUGGAAGCCUAAAAUACUUUAAGGAAAAAUAUCUGCAGGCCUGGUGUAUGUGUUAAUGUAAGAGGUUGAGUUUGCCUACAAAAAGCAUUAGUAUACAAAGGGUUGUUGUCUUACCUGUAGAGAAAACAGCAUUGAAUUGUUAUGAGAAUUGGUAGGGUUUGGAAAGUGUUUGAAGGAUAUCUGGUCGGCUUCAUUCACACCGGAGAAUUUAGAUUUACUGCUUGAAGCAAAUUCCUUUACAAAAGGGUUUAUGCACUGAAGGAGGUAUAACACAGCUGCUCUUUACAGAAAAGCAUUACAGUUGCACUUUGCUAAUCCUUUAUAGUUCGAACAGAAAAUCAAUAUGAAGUUGAACUGAUGGAACAAAAUUAAAUCUUUGUUUUCUUAAAUUUGAAAUCAGAAUCAUUCUUAUUAAAAUCAUAUUCCUCUGUA
This is a messenger RNA of Mauremys reevesii (Reeves's turtle), 2224 nucleotides long. It is a transcript of the gene PINK1, whose product is annotated as PTEN induced kinase 1. Lineage: Eukaryota; Metazoa; Chordata; Testudines; Geoemydidae. Gene Ontology annotation, biological process: regulation of apoptotic process; autophagy of mitochondrion; protein phosphorylation. Bases 16 to 1707 code for a protein of 563 amino acids. Gene Ontology annotation, molecular function: protein serine/threonine kinase activity; ATP binding. The record is from RefSeq and is a predicted model, not a curated record. The transcript has 8 exons. Gene Ontology annotation, cellular component: mitochondrion.